Molecule: messenger RNA, 2602 nt
Organism: Athene cunicularia (burrowing owl)
Lineage: Eukaryota; Metazoa; Chordata; Aves; Strigiformes; Strigidae
Gene: AP5Z1
Product: adaptor related protein complex 5 subunit zeta 1
Exons: 15
Coding region: 62-2431 (789 amino acids)
Cellular component (GO): AP-5 adaptor complex
Source: RefSeq, a predicted model, not a curated record
UGUCUCCGAGCUGUCUUUCAAGCAGAGCUAAGAAACAAAAUUCAGAAGUGAAGUUGCUAAGAUGGCAUUAGUCAGGGUCACUUUCAAGGGAGAUCGUCCCAAGACCGGGAACAUGCAGGAAAUGAAUGUCUGUAUCUUGGAUUGCCUUGCAGUGAUGCUUUACCGUGACUCUUGCAGGCUAGAUGGCGAGUUUAUGGAACUGUUGCAGACAGUGCUGUGUUCAUCCAAGUGCCCUGAGCAGAUUCAGGUGUUAUGUGCUGCCAUCCUGAGAGAGAUGUCACCUUGCAAUGAUCUGAUCCUCUCCUGUGAUGAGAUUCAAGAUACAAAGCUCUUGAGCAUGGUAUCUUCUGUCCUUUUGGCUCAGGGAAAGAAGUCUGAAGUGUCUGCUGUGGGGCAGCGAAUUGUAAAAGUCCUUGAAAGAAGACUGCCUGAGGGUCAGCAUGCUCGGUACCUUCUUCCUGUCCUGUCAAAUGUUAUCAGUCUUUCACCAGAAUCUCUAACUGAAGAACAGACCAAUGUAGUCAGUAAAAAGAUGGCCGACUGGCUGAGGUAUGCAAGUAUUCAGCAAGGAGUUGCUCAACCCUCUGGAGGCUUCUUCUCCAAUCCCAGAACCAGACAGCCUGGUCCUGUCACAGAGAUGGAUGGUGCCAUUGCCACAGACUUCUUCACAGUGCUCUCGGUGGGUCAGUACUACACACAGGACCAGUGGCUCAACAUGCAAGCCUUCUCCAUGCUGCGGAACUGGCUGCUGUGCUAUGGGGGCAAGGGCUUGGAGACCCCUAAUUCAGGUGAAAAAUCAGGAAUGGACAGGUCUGCUACAUCCAUGGUCUCAACUACAUCCACAUCUAGUCGCCUGCUUCCCCCAAAGGAGCGUCUGCGGGAAAAAGCCUUCGAGUACUGCCAGCGGCUUAUUGAGCAAAGCAACCGGCGACCACUGAAGAAAGAUGAUGGAGACCUGCAGAAAGCUUGUCUCAUUGAGGCAGUGACAAUCAUGGACAUCAUCUGCAAACAGGAUUCCUCCUACAUAUACCGCACAGUCUCCUUCCUGAAAAUCCUGCACGGCAGAAUCUGUGGGGAUGCCGCUUAUGCCAGGGCACUAAUACCUAUUGCCCAGUUCUUCCUGAACCACAGCAAAGUGGCAGCUGUGGAUUCCGAUGCAAUCUACAAACACUUGUUCACUGAUAUCCCGGCUCAGCUCUUCCACAACCCAUCACUGGCCUUCGAAUUUGUCCAGUUCUGCAAAGACAACAGCCAGCUCUUCACUGAGACCUCCAGCAUAUUCAGGCAGAGCUUCCCAAAUCUCUUCAAGUUCCUGGCGUGGAACAGCCCACCCCUUAUCUCUGAGUUUGUGGACCUUCUCCCAUUUCUGCUGGAUGCAAGCACAGCUGUUGAGAUCUUUCAUUUGUUGCUUGAUCUACCCUGUUUGACAGCAGCUCUGGACGUCCAGCUGAGGUCAGCUGCUCUUCCUACCUCUGAGAAGGCUGCCAGCGACCCAGCUGUGAAGCCAGCCACCUGUCUGGAAGCUUUUCGCCAUCCCCUCUACAAGAGCAUGUUUCAGUAUAUUCUCCGCACCAAGUCUGCUCCUGAGGAUGCCCCAGAGAGGCUGAUUCCACUUCGGCAGCUGCUGGGAUCCCUGGCCAGCAGCCCAAGGGUUGUGCAGUGUGCGGAGACUGUCCCUGUCUUACUGGAACUCUUUUUCAGGGUGGUGGCAGAGUUUGCAGAUGGGCCACUGAUAAACCAGCUGGUGGUGCUGCUGCUGCAGAGGAGUGACCAGCUCUAUGAGAUUCCAGCAUUUAAAGAUGACGUGUACAGGGUGCUGAGCUCGCAGCUGGUGGUGCUCUGCAAGCUGCACCCUGCACUCGUCGUGGAACUGUCCACAGAGAUUCUGGAGUUCUCAGGAACAGUCAGCAACAUCCAGAACAAGGAAGCCAUCUUCACCCACAUGGUCUGGGCUAUUGGAGAGUACAUGUCUGUGUCCUACGACAAGCGCUGCACUGUGGAGCAGAUCAACCGUUUCUUUGAGACUCUAGAGGCCAUGCUGUUUGAAAUUACCCAGCUCCGGCCUCUGGCCAGCACCCCCAGCUACGCACCCCGCGCCAUCAGUGCCCUUAUGGCCACCUUGACCAAACUGGCAGCUCGCAGCCAGGACUUGAUCCCCAGAGUGUCCAUGUUCCUGUCCAAGAUGAGGACAUUUGUGCAGAGCCCUGCUGUCACCUCUGUUUACUGUGAGGAAGACCUUGAGGAGAUCCUUAUCCGUGCAACUGAGCUCAUGAACCUACUGAAAAUGCCGAGCGUGGCUCAGUUUGUGUUCACACCACCCGUAGAUGUGGCCAGUACGCGGUUCCAGAGAGAGGUGAAUGACUCCCUCCCUUUUGCCCUGAGGAUGGUCACCCGUCUCCUUGAGCCGAAUCCUGGCUUCGUGCCGGGGUGAGGGCAUGAGGUUUCUGAGAGGCUCCAGCCUCUUAUAACUCAUUGGACAUUGCUGAUGCUCAAGGCCGAGGCCCUGCUCUGGACUGGAAAUGAGGAACAAAUGAUUGUGAAUGAAACAGAAAACAGGAAUAAGUAGAGCUGAGACUGCUCUUUUGGUCUGAGGCUGUUUGUA